Macrosiphum euphorbiae (potato aphid) is the source of this 1482-nucleotide messenger RNA. The record is from the annotation of a GenBank genome assembly. NCBI's taxonomy places the organism in Eukaryota, Metazoa, Arthropoda, Insecta, Hemiptera, Aphididae.
AUGAAAAUUCAACAAACAUGUCAAGUUAUACUUCCUUCUGGCUGCCCUGUCAACAAAUCAUCUGACAUUACAAUUGAUGAAUCAAUGAAUCUGGUUAAUGUUAGCUGCUCAUCACCUCUGGCGUUACCUUUGCUUAAUGUAUCUCAAGCCACGCCUUCAAAGGAAUUAACUACUAGUUCUGUAAGCUCUGUUUACCAAUCACCUAACAACUCAUUUGAGUUUGUGAAUGUUAGCUGUUCAUCACCUUUGGCUAUACCUUUAUUACCUGAACUAACUGAAGAAACACCUACGAUCAAAUCAAUAUCUGGCUCUGUUGAUGUAAAAGUUAUUAAAAAGAAGUUAUGUUUGCUGAAACAGAUUGGAAUGAAAAAUGUAUCAGAAUUAACACCAAGAAAAGGCAAACUAUACGCAACAGCAAAAAAGUUUAUCAAAAAAGUGAAUUUAAUUUCAAAGAAAACCUGUUCUUUGAAAACCCAAUUAAAGAUGGCUAAAAAAUUUGUCAUUUCUGAUAGUUGUAACAAUUUAGCUGACAAACUAAACAAAACAACCCUAGAUUUUAUUAAGACACAGAUUAAUAUUCAACACAGAAAUCCAAAAGGCAGAAGAUACACUUUAGAUGACAAGAUUUUAUCACUUUCAAUAUACAAAACUUCACCUAAAGGUUAUAGGUUUCUUUCAUCAAUAUUUGCUCUUCCAUCAAGAUCUACUUUAACAUCAAUGUUAAGUAGAAUUCCAUUUAAACCAGGAAUAAAUUUACACAUUCAAGAAAACCUCAAACACCAGUCUACAAAAUUAAAAGAUAUUAAUAAAAACUGUAUAUUAAUUUUUGAUGAAAUGGCGUUAAGUGCUGGAUUAAGGUAUGACAAAAAAAACGACAUGAUACUCGGCCAUCAGAAAAAUCAGAAUAGCCAAACACCAAAGUUUGCUGAUCAUGCUCUAGUUUUUAUGUUGAGAAGGAUUGUUAAGAAGUGGAAACAGCCGUAUGCCUAUUAUUAUAGCACCAGCACUAUUCAAACGGUUGAUUUAGUCUCCUACUUGAAAUGUAUUGUCAGAAGUGUGAACAAAACUGGUCUUAAAGUUGUAGCAACUGUUUGUGACCAAGGAGGAACCAAUCGAGCUGCAAUAAAUUAUUUGAUGUCUGAAACAUGUAAAAAUUAUGCUGAAUGUAAUAUGGAGAAAACAAAUUUAGGUUUUGAAAUUGAUGGCCAGGAAAUAAUACCAAUAUUUGAUCCUCCUCAUUUGUUAAAAUGUAUAAGAAACAAUUUAUUUAAUAAAGAUGUCAUUUUUGACAUGGACGGUAAUACUUAUACAGCGUCUUGGGAUCAUAUUGUUGCUAUGUACGAAUUCGAUAAGAAAAAUGAAGAAUUUGAACUAAGAACUCUUGUUAAACUAAACGACAACCACAUUAACAUUGCCAGAAGCAAAAUGAAAGUUUCAAAUGCAGCACAAGUCUUUAGCCACAAAGUAGCUUCAACAAUGUAA